Molecule: messenger RNA, 1841 nt
Organism: Myzus persicae (green peach aphid)
Lineage: Eukaryota; Metazoa; Arthropoda; Insecta; Hemiptera; Aphididae
Gene: Ugalt
Product: UDP-N-acetylglucosamine transporter
Exons: 1
Coding region: 699-1745 (348 amino acids)
Biological process (GO): pyrimidine nucleotide-sugar transmembrane transport
Cellular component (GO): Golgi membrane
Molecular function (GO): UDP-galactose transmembrane transporter activity
Source: RefSeq, a predicted model, not a curated record
AGUAAAAAUCACGUCAUUAUUAUAAUAUAAAAUUUAAAAUGUUAAAAUACAAAUACAAAUAAGUAGUAGUCAAACAAUUAUCAAUUCAACACAAAUUACGUCAUAUCAAUUCUGGUAUAAAAGUUAUAAAAAAAACGAGUGCUAAUAAGUAUAAUGAAUGUGUUUAUUUUACAUUAUCUAUUCUGUGAAUACCAGCUAUGUUCAUGGUGUAAACCACAGAGUAAUAAUAAUAAACCACGGUUGAAGAUAAAACUAUAGAAGAAUAUGAUGAAAUAAAUACGUGGUGACAACCAAGAUACGCAUUAUCAAUAAUUAUCAUUUAUGUAAGCAUUCGCUUUCGCUUAGUCGGCAACCGCCAACCGACCAUUACUAGUUGCCACAUUUACUAUUUUACUGUUACCCUGGCGCCACUUGUGACUUACUGACUUACGAGUUUAUGACGAUUUAUGAACUGUGGCUGUGUUUACGUAUACAGUGGAGUUUUCAAUUUUGCAUUCACAGUUCGUGGACUUUGACGAUAUGACGCUUGUGUUUUAAAUAUUUUUGUCCGAUUCUCCUCUUGUUCCAGACUAGGUAUGUUCUCCUCCGCCAGAUUAUCGGUGUUUCGGCGAAUGGUCCUCUAUCAAGAUAGAUCUAUAGUCGGACCUCAGUAAGCUACUCAGUAUUACUACAAGUCAAGUACAUGUGGUGGUAAUUUAAUGACCGAACAAAAAGAAGAAAUAGACCUAGAAAUACAAGUAGAAACUAUGCAGACCAAUCACAGCCGCAACUCUACCCUGAAAGUGAUUACUUUGGUGACGUUAACCCUUCAGAAUGCCAUGGUUGCGCUCAGUAUGCGCUAUGCGCGGACCAGGCCUGGAGACAUGUUCAUAUCAUCUACAGCUGUUGUCAUGGCCGAAGUGGUAAAACUCUCCGUUUGUCUGGUACUAGUAUAUCGAACAGAGUCUCUGUCAUGGAAACAUUUUAUAUCGAUACUAAAUAAUACAAUCAUUAAACAACCGAUAGACACGCUGAAAGUUUGUAUACCAUCUUUAGUGUAUCUAAUACAAAACAAUUUACUGUACGUCUCAACUUCAAAUUUAGAUGCAGCUACUUAUCAAGUCACAUAUCAACUUAAAAUAUUUACGACAGCCGUGUUUUCUGUGUUGAUACUGAAACGUAAACUAUUGCGACAUCAAUGGAUUGCAUUGGGAAUUUUGAUUUUAGGAGUCAUUCUUGUUCAGCUGAAUAAUUCAACUGACAAAUCUCAAAAAAUGUACCCUAAUCAAAAUCGAAUAGUCGGAUUAGUUGCUGCUCUCAUCGCUUGUUGCUUAUCUGGAUUUGCUGGGGUUUAUUUUGAAAAAAUACUGAAAGGAGCUGAAAUAUCAAUAUGGAUGCGAAAUAUCCAGUUGAGUUUUGUUUCUGUUCCGAUAGGUUUUAUCAUGUGUUUUGUUACAGACUGGAGCAAAAUCAACGAUAAUGGCUUUUUUUUUGGUUAUGACCUUUACAUAGCCUAUUUGAUAAGCUUACAAGCAGCUGGAGGCCUUAUUGUAGCAAUGGUUGUAAAAUAUGCUGAUAAUAUAUUAAAAGGAUUUGCUACAUCUUUAGCAAUUAUUGUAGCAUGUGUUUUCUCAAUGUACUUCUUUGAUUUUACAAUAAGUAUUCAGUUUGUUGUAGGUACAAUGCUUGUUAUGUGUUCAAUAUUUUUGUAUAGUUAUACCAAGCAAAAAAAAUCACCAAACCUAAAUACCACACAAAGAGCAUAAAGUUAUAUACUAAAAUUAUUAUAUUUAUUAUGACCAAACAACUUUAAAAUUUUUUAAUUUUUUUAUAAUAUGAUUGUGUAUAUUAAUAUAUUAUAA